AUGCCCUCCGUAUUUCCUCAAAUCUGCCUUGUCCUGCUUGUGACUCCGGUGCCCCUGGCUUCGGCCCGUAAACACCUCGAUUGUCGCAGGUCGCUGGGGUCUGCGCUGCUCAGCGCGCCGGCCGCGUCAGACUUCCGGAGCUCGGCUUCGAAGACACUGGCGUGGGCUGAUUGCCACAGUGUCGAAGGACGAUCUCCAAAGAAAGGGACGACAGAUCUGCCUCCUGCCAUCUCCUGCAACGUCAUCACGAUGCCGGUCCGAGGCGAGAAGAAAUCGAAGCCCGCGAGCUCCACGGUCGCGCGCCUCUCUCCCAACGCUCUUCAUGACGGCGAGCACGCGCGAAAAACUUCGACUCCCGUCGCCGUUUCCAAGAAGAAGGCGGCGGCUGUCUCGACUCCGUCCACGGCUGCUCACAAAAAGGCGUCCGCAAAGGAGCCGAAGGCAGUCAAGGCUAAAUUCAGAGACGGAGGCGAAACUGUCGAGAAGCUGAAGGACUCGAUCGCCAACCUUGAGGAGACGCUCAAACAGCUCCAGAGCGGAGGAAGCAAUGACGUAACUGAGCUCUGCGCGCUUAAGGGCGCCGGGGUGGCGGUCAACCGGCUGCAGGCUCGCGCCGAGCAGGCAGGUGAGGAGCUAGACCAAGCAAGGUCUGCGGCUUUGAUAGUAGAAUUGCAGCGAGCUCGAGCGGAGGUGUUUUCUCUGAGGCGACUGGUUACAGAGGUUUCCGCGGGCAAGGUGCCUUUGCCCGUCCCCGCGGAUUUCUUUUAUGAGCUGAGCCUCGCGUACCUCUCUGGAUCUGAUGUCGCGGCUGCCGGGAAAUCCGUCCAGGGAGGGACACCGGGCGUUGCGAAUGCGGCUCAAGCCUCGACUGCACUGAAGCACGAUUCUUGCGUGUCUCUGAAGCCGUGCGAACCCCUGGCCAUCGACCUCGGCACAGUGGAACAAAGACUCCGCGUUUGUGUUGAAGGCGAGGAACCGAUGGAGUGGAAGGACGUGUAUAGACUGCAUCAGGGACAGUUUCCCGAGCACCUGGGAUCGUCAGAGACUCAGCGAGGGCGGGACGGCUUCGUUGGCCUCUCCAGGGCCGGGUCUUUCGCGAAGGGAGAGAGGUUUCUGCGCACCCCGAGAGAAGGCGGGAUUUCGCUCUUUGUCCCGAAUCCGGUGAAUACUGCCCUGGGGACGCCGUUCAGACGCUCGCAGUCGUGCGCGCGCGAAAAGCGAGGCAUCUGGCCGCAGGCUGUCAUUGCGCAGAAUCUCCAGCAAGUCACAGCAACAGUGCUUGAACAAAGGUUUACGCUGGACAACCAGGCCGUGCUUGUCGAGGAGCUGCAGGACACCGUGAGCCGCCUAGAGAGUCUGCUCGCUGAAGCCAAGGCAGCGGCCGGCGCCCGCGCCUGCGCUUCAGCCACAACACAGCUGCAAACGACAACCGCCUGUCCCGCGCUCGAGCCGCAGAAGCAGUCAGCCGGCGUCUCCGGGCCUCUCUGCCCAGGCCGCGAGGACCAAGCCGCAGGAGCCCUUCCCUCCGGCGUUUCCAAGGUCGCCCCCCGCGACUCGCCUGCGGCAGGAGCCUCGGCGACCUUGCCCGCAAACGGACAACAGGAGUCUACAUCUACGAGACGCGCCAGCUCCUCCCCCUGUGGAGCAGCCGCAGAGAAGGCGCAGGAAGGCACAGGCAGCGGCGCCACUCUUCUCGCGGCUCGGGCUACGCACUCCGAGACCCCAGGGCGCGGCUCGUCUCGGCAUGAGUCGCAGAAGGCGUCGGAAGCGAACUCCGUCGAUGGGCGCUCCGCCAGGUCCGAGGCUCUCAGCCCAGAAGAAGCGAAAGUGCGCCUGCGAGGCCUGUAUUCACUGGCCUUUGGCGCUGAGCUUCCUGAGGAACUUCUGCCACCAAACCAGGGCGCCUUUCGCAACUUCGUGUGGGAAGUGAACAAGGUGGAAAAGACACAGGCUGCGUCGAGGACUCCAGGACUGAGCAGUGUCUUUUCCGGCCCGCCGUCGCCCCCUUCGUCUCCGGUGGAAUUCGUCCCUCGCUCUCUCCGAUCGCAGGAUCUGCCUACAGCCGCCCAUAUCUUGGGACGCGGGAUGUCCUCGGCUCACCAGAGCGGUGCUCACCAGCCGCAUUCUCUGUCGGCGCCUCUCGCGUCUGGUCAGCCAGCGUGGUCGCAGGCGAUGACUCCGGAGGAGGAGCAACUGUACCUGGCCGCGGCGUUCAAGGACGCCGCCGAGAUGCCGUGCGCGGCUGCCGUGAAGCCGUGUCUGAGCUCUCCUGCUUGCCAGUGGAACCGCCGACAUCACGCUGGCCUGUCGCACCGUUCGGCUGGAUCGGACUGCUCGUCGACGGUCAUGUGGAGACACUCGCAAGCUCCAGGGUCUCAACAAAGCCCAGAGAUGGUCACGGAGCUCAUCGGCGCGGAUGUCCGGGGUUCGAGUCUUGGCUCCAAGGCUGGAAGCAUUCCGGCGAGCGAGUCUUACAGGCAAGUUGACAUCUCGCGGGAACACUCAACGGUUAACGGCAUGCACAGCCAGAAAGGACGGCGCCGCGCCUCCCCGUCUUCGGCCCGCGUGAGGGCAGCAAGCUGCUUCUUCUCCACCUGCUGUGAGCGACAAUGCAGCGACAACCUGAGUGUGGCGUCGGGGUCGACCGACAUGAGGCACAGCCACACCAAGCGCCUACACAGCAUGCGAAAGGGCGCGUCCCGCGCGUCGCUGAAGAAGGGGGACACCUUCGAGGCCAUCCGAGACAUUUCCGACUGUUCAGGGCCGGUGAGCACCGAGCGACUGAGCGUCAGAUCUCCACUGUUCCACGCGGCGUCGCCGAGGACGGAGAAACUGCUGUACCAUGCGAAGCGCGCGAGCGUGGAGGGCGCGACAGACCACAGGGUUACAGAGCUUCUCGAACAGGCGAAGAGGGGCGGACAAAUGGUUCUGUCCUAA
Messenger RNA from Besnoitia besnoiti, 2937 nucleotides. RefSeq lists its product as uncharacterized. The transcript has 8 exons. The record is from RefSeq and is a predicted model, not a curated record. Bases 1 to 2937 code for a protein of 978 amino acids. NCBI's taxonomy places the organism in Eukaryota, Apicomplexa, Conoidasida, Eucoccidiorida, Sarcocystidae.